Mangifera indica (mango) is the source of this 1539-nucleotide messenger RNA. Its product is annotated as PHAF1 protein At3g51130. The record is from RefSeq and is a predicted model, not a curated record. The transcript is spliced from 15 exons. NCBI's taxonomy places the organism in Eukaryota, Viridiplantae, Streptophyta, Magnoliopsida, Sapindales, Anacardiaceae. Bases 99 to 1307 code for a protein of 402 amino acids.
AUUGCCUUGGCUUAAACUCCAUAAUUUAAAGCUCGUUCGGUUUCUUUCGCGAUAUUGAUCGAGAUAGAGAAGAAGAAAGCCUAUCAAUCGUAAUUCCAAUGUUGCAGAGUCAGCGUUCCAGACGACGUUGCGAGGGCACCGCCAUGGGCGCCAUCGUUCUCGAUCUCCGUCCCGGUCAAGGAAUCGGACCUUUCUCACUCGGGAUGCCGAUAUGCGAGGCAUUUGCUCAAAUAGAACUGCAUCCGAACAUUUACGACGUUGUUCAUGUGAAGUAUUUUGACGAGGAGCCACUUAAGCUUGAUAUUGUUAUUAGCUUUCCGGAUCAUGGUUUUCAUCUACGUUUUGAUCCCUGGUCUCAGAGACUACGGCUUAUUGAAAUUUUUGAUGUCAAACGGCUUCAAAUGCGCUAUGCAACUUCUUUGAUAGGGGGUCCAUCAACUCUUGCUACUUUUGUAGCUGUAUAUGCACUUUUCGGGCCAACUUUUCCUGGAAUUUAUGACAGAGAUAGAAGUGUCUAUACAUUAUUCUACCCAGGGUUGUCCUUUGCUUUUCCCAUUCCCAGCCAGUAUGGGGAUUGCUGCCAAGACAGAGAAGCUGAGUUGCCGUUGGAGUUUCCAGAUGGCACGACUCCAGUUACUUGUCGUGUGUCUAUAUAUGACAGUUCUCCUGACAAAAAAGUUGGUGUUGGAUCAUUAAUGGAUAAGGCUAUUGCUCCUCCAAUGCCUAUUGGAAGCCUGUACAUGGAAGAGGUGCAUGCUAAGCUUGGGGAGGAGUUGUACUUUACAGUUGGGGGCCAGCAUAUUCCUUUUGGUGCAUCACCACAGGAUGUGUGGACUGAGCUAGGCCGCCCUUGUGGAAUCCAUCAAAAGCAGGUAGACCAGAUGGUGAUUCAUUCGGCCUCAGACCCUAGGCCACGGACAACACUUUGUGGCGAUUACUUCUACAACUACUUCACUCGUGGUUUGGACAUUUUAUUUGAUGGGCAGACCCAUAAAAUUAGAAAGUUUGUUCUACAUACAAACUAUCCUGGCCAUUCUGAUUUCAAUUCAUACGUGAAGUGCAAUUUUAUUGUCCUUGGUUCCGACUUUGAGGGGACAGACGCACAUAGCUAUAAAAACAAGAUUACUCCUAGCACUAAAUGGGAGCAGGUGAAGGAGAUCCUGGGGGAUUGUGGUAGAGCGGCUAUACAAACACAAGGGUCAACUAGCAAUCCUUUUGGAUCAACUUUUGUUUAUGGCUAUCAAAAUAUUGCAUUCGAGGUGAUGAAGAAUGGGUAUAUUGCAACUGUAACUCUGUUUCAAUCAUGAUAAUUAUUACUCCCCCGGUUUGGCCCAUCUGGAUGAUGUCAAUACACAAAAUUAAGGGGCAGGUGCAUUUAUAUGGCGUGUCUAAACCCAAAUAAAUCAAAUUAGGGGAAAAAGUGUUAUCAUUGUACAGCUAUAUGUGUAUUAAUUCGUACAGUUAUUCUUAAUUGUAAUUACUGGAUGUAACUUGUGUAGUUGACUUUUGUAUAAUUGAAAUAAUGUACUUUGUUCUCAA